AUGUCUUCCGUACGUAAAACGACCAUUCCAAACCCCCAUGCCAGAACUAACCAGCAGUUUCAACCGAUUAAUCCCAAGCCGUUUUUGAAAACGCUUCUAAACAAACAGGUGAUUGUCCGUUUGAAAUGGAACAAAACAGAGUACAAGGGCACGCUUUUAUCCAUCGACAACUACAUGAACCUACAGCUUGACGAGACUUAUGAAGUGAUCCGGGACGAGAACGGGAAGCGAGAAGAAAAGAUUGGCGAGAUCUUCAUUCGAUGCAACAACGUUCUUUUCGUCCGCGAAGACCCAGACUCCAUGAGCGAGGAAGCUUGA
Clavispora lusitaniae ATCC 42720 is the source of this 318-nucleotide messenger RNA. RefSeq names its product mRNA splicing protein (gene SMX3). Gene Ontology annotation, cellular component: catalytic step 2 spliceosome; pICln-Sm protein complex; U1 snRNP. Gene Ontology annotation, biological process: spliceosomal snRNP assembly; mRNA splicing, via spliceosome. Lineage: Eukaryota; Fungi; Ascomycota; Pichiomycetes; Serinales; Metschnikowiaceae. The record is from RefSeq and is a predicted model, not a curated record. Gene Ontology annotation, molecular function: RNA binding.